Molecule: messenger RNA, 360 nt
Organism: Coffea arabica (coffee)
Lineage: Eukaryota; Viridiplantae; Streptophyta; Magnoliopsida; Gentianales; Rubiaceae
Source: RefSeq, a predicted model, not a curated record
AUGGAAAGAAGAAUCUCGGGAGGUACUGAUGAUACCAACAAAGCAACUCCUCCUACAAUUAUUGAUGGUAUUAGUGCUUAUGUUGUUGAAGGAGACACUGAGGACACAAAUGAUUCUGAUAAUAAUGUGGAUGAUGAUCUUGAUAAGGAGAAGGAGGACAACUCUAGUAAUGAGAAUGAUUUUGGUCCUCCAUUUGUGGAGGCUGAAGAAGAAGAUCAAAUUGAAGAACAUGAUGAUCCUGAGGAUUUCGAUAAUUAUGGUGGUUUUAAGGAGAAUGAUGAUCCUGAGGAUUUUGAUAAUAAUGAGAAUAAUGGUAAUCUUAUCAGGAUUCUAACUUGGAUGGACCCAAACGAUGAGUGA